This is a messenger RNA of Pararge aegeria (speckled wood butterfly), 1772 nucleotides long. RefSeq names its product zinc finger protein 320-like. The transcript has 2 exons. Gene Ontology annotation, molecular function: RNA polymerase II transcription regulatory region sequence-specific DNA binding; DNA-binding transcription factor activity, RNA polymerase II-specific. The coding region runs from base 159 to 1568 and encodes 469 amino acids. Gene Ontology annotation, cellular component: nucleus. Gene Ontology annotation, biological process: regulation of transcription by RNA polymerase II. NCBI's taxonomy places the organism in Eukaryota, Metazoa, Arthropoda, Insecta, Lepidoptera, Nymphalidae. The record is from RefSeq and is a predicted model, not a curated record.
UUUGAACAAACUAAAAAUAAAAACAGACAGCAGUGUAAACUGUAAAAGUUUUUGCACUUAACUGUAAAUAAUUGUGUAUCUCGUCGAUUAUAUUAUGUGUUGCCGUGUGGACAAAGUUGAAUAAUAAAAAGCUGUUUCCUUGUUUCUCAAAAAAUACAAUGAUAUCCAAUAACCUGCUCUACAAAAUUGUAACACGAAAACACGAUUUUUGUUGCAUAUGUUUAAAAACAAUACAAGGAGAUCCUAUCAAUAUCGAGGAUGAAGUAGUCUUGAAGGGAAAUACAAUGAAAAUUCAGGAUGUUUUAACCCUUGUUUUAGGUUAUGAAACCUUCAAUAAUUUAUCAACCUUUGAAGUUCUAUGCAAGCAGUGUACUCAAUCAGCAGUUGGCUGCUUUAACUUCAUAAUGACUGCUGGAGAAACAUCAGAUCUACUAGAGGAUGCCAUUUGCAGCCUUACAACAUGUCUCGACAAAGCAUCAGAAUCUUUAAGCAAAGAUAAAACAUUAUUUGUGACACUAGAUCAAAAUAAUUUUGAAACAAAUUAUUAUUAUCAUGACAAAGUUGUGACUUCACCAAAUAUUGCAUUAAAAAGACUGUACAGUAUAUUACAUUCAAAGCCUAACAUUAAAAAGGAGAUAAAAAAAGAAAUAGAAAUAAUAAGUUUAAAAAAACGUUUAAAUGAAGACCCAAAUAGUUAUGACACGAAAUUAGAAGAUGCUAUACAAAAGGCCCUGGCUUACGGUCCUGUUAAACCUAGGAAAAGACCAUACUACUCUGUUGCCAUCAAAACUAAGGAAAUGAUUUAUGAUACAACUGAUACUAAGAAAUUAAAAUGCAAAGAAUGCUUGAAAUUGUAUCCAUCGGUUACCAGUUUGAGAAAUCAUUUUAUAAGAGUUCAUGCCCCAAAAAUACACAAAUGUCCGACAUGCAAUAAAAAAUUUGCUUCUUUAACUCUUUUGGAAGCGCACAAAAAAUUAAGUCACUGCACAGUUGUAUGCAGUGAGUGUGGUAAAACAUUUCAUAAUCGUCACACUCUCAAAAUGCAUGAAAUUGGACACCAUUUGAAAAUAGUUUGUCAGGACUGUGGCAGAGUUUAUAAAAGCAAAACAGCUUAUAAAAAACAUAAAGAAUUAAAUGUAUGCAGUCAAAAAACAAGAGCAUCUCCAGCAAAUGCUCGAUUUACGUGUGAUUACUGUAAUAAGAAGUACACACAGAAGGUUUCCUUGCGCGUGCACAUUCAAUAUGAACACUGUAAUUACAAAGGUCAUGUAUGCAAAUGGUGUAAUAAAUCCUUCUAUGCACAAAGCCGAUUAAAAGCACAUAUAGUGAAGCAUACUCAGGAGAAAAAUUUCCCUUGCAAUACAUGUGGUGGACGGUUUAUAACGAAAGAAUCAUUGUUAUAUCAUACAAGAAUUCAUACAGGAGAAAGACCAUACAAAUGCGAAUAUUGCGACAGCAGAUUCCUCUCAGCAUCCAGGAGAACUGAUCAUGUAAAACGUCGUCACACUAGUUCUAGUAAAAUGGCAGAUGGCAUAAUUUUGCAAUGGGCAGAAUUCAAAUCAAAAUAGUUCAGGGAAACAUCUUACUAAUUUUGAUCAUGCAUGCCCUUUGUUGAUAAUUGUCUAGUACUUAAUGAAUGCUCAUGGCAAAACUUUAGCCCAGCAGUGGACUGUUAAAAGCUAUUGACACAUUACCACACCAUUAAAAUAUGCUGUCACAAAUGAAUAUUGAACUACUAUAUGUAUCUAUAAAUAAAGUUAUAUUAGCACUAA